Messenger RNA from Dermatophagoides farinae (American house dust mite), 1951 nucleotides. Lineage: Eukaryota; Metazoa; Arthropoda; Arachnida; Sarcoptiformes; Pyroglyphidae. The record is from RefSeq and is a predicted model, not a curated record.
UAACAAACAGAACAAAAAAAAAAUAAAUUACUUAUCCAAAUGUAGUUAUUAUUUUUGUCUUGGUGGCAUUUUCACUCAAUUGAUAUUCCUAUUAAUUAAUCUGAAUCAAUAAUCGAUAAAACAUAUUUUGUCAAUAUUUUUUUUUUUUUUUGACAUACGUCCAAAAAACCCGGUUUAAUCAACACAAUGAGUUUUUUAUACAAAGCUCGUCUUCAAGUGAACGAUAUGUUUUCCCAAUUUAAUCGUUUCAUAGCACCAAUGUAUUAUCAUGAUCGAUGCGAAAGAACGUUACAAAUGUACGUCUAUGUGAUGCAUAAACGUGAAGUAUUGUUAUCAUUAUCCGCCCUAUUAUCGGCUUAUAUUCUUCUUCUUUUCAUUGGAUUGGCCGGUCCAAAUGUCGAUAAAAUAAACUCGGUUAUGGCCAAAGAAAUGAUAAGCGAAUCAAAUAUUCAAGAAAAUUAUACAGCCCAAUUGUUAUCAUACGGUCCAUUUGUGGUGAUCACACCAGCCUUAUCAACUUAUUCACAGCAAUUAUCGCUCCAUCUAACGUUUUCAUUGAAAAAUGAAGAAUCAUCUGAAGCAUUUCAUAAAGAAUUUGAUAUUCUGAUCGAUUUGGAUGGCAUCAGUUCCAAUAACAAUAAAACACUACUUUCACGUGGUCGUUUAAAAUCAUCAUUGUAUUGUGGUGGUCGAAAAUGUGAACCGAUUAGAGUGAUUCGAUUGAUCGAGAUACAAUUCCAACAUUAUAGAAUAAACCUGACAUUUAAUCGGCUACAAUCAGUCAACGAAAAAUACACUAUUGAUGAUAUUCUAUUUGAAUUUCGUUCUGUGAAUAUUUCUUUCACAAAAUUGUCGAUCUGGUUUCGAUUCUUCUUCCUGAUGGUAACAUUCAUGGUUAUGUGCUUCUAUAUGCAUCAUUUAUAUCGUUUUUCAAUCAUCGAUUGGUCGCUUGAACAAAAAUGGACCGCUGCUCAGUUAUUGUUAUUGAUUCUGUCCAACAAUCCAUUUUAUCCGAUACAAUUCUUGUUGGGUUCUGAAUUUCCUUAUUUAUUAGAAGUUUGGCUACAUACUUCACUACAAACACUGAUCAUGUUUUUCUGGCUCUGUUUCUUCCAUGGUAUUCGACAAAAUAAUCGAUCCUUAUCUCGAUUCUAUGGCGGCAAAUUGGUUAUUAUCGGCACCAUAUGGUUCACUGUCAUCUAUACAAUGUCCUGGUCAUUACGUAAUCAAAUAUCGAACCCAAUAUUAGAUGAACUUUACGUUUUUAAUCAUUCAAUAUUUUUACAACUGUUAAGCGUCUUUUUUCAUAUUGCAUUCGUUCUAUAUUUUUUGUAUCUAAUCAUACUGGUAAUGGCUGCAUUCUCCGAAUUACGAUUGAUGCCAUAUUUUGAUGUACGACUAAAAUUGCAAACAUUUUUAAUGCUUUUUGUAAUCACUAUUUCAAUGUUAACAAUAUUAAUAUCGACUACAUCGAAUCCAUCAACAACAAAUAUGAUUAGUUCUAUACCGUUUCUUCGACUAUUACCAUUUACACAUUUUUCAUCAUCAUCAGCUACAUUUUUAUCAAUAUUCUCAUUGGUCAACAUUUAUAUUUGUUCUUGUGCAUAUUAUUAUAGGCCUUCAUUGAAUCAAUCAAAUGAAUGUCACAUUGUCCGUGAUAAUCCAACAUUGUCAAUGAUAAACGAUUCAGAUGAAGAAGUACUUUAUGGCAGUGAUACUGAAGAAUUAUUAAGCAUUCAAGCUAAUAAUCAUCAACAUAAUGAUCAUUCAAAUUGUAACAAUUUAAAUAAUAUUGUUCCCAAUCUGAUAGAUACUAGAACGGAUGAAGAAAGUGAUUGAACAAAUAAAUCAGUUCAAAACAAACGACAAAUCGUAUACCGGUGAUCAUGAAUUCUACUUCUGAUACAUUGAUGAUCUUUUUUUUAUUUAUUUGAAUAGAUGAUUUGUACAU